Xiphias gladius (swordfish) is the source of this 2552-nucleotide messenger RNA. It is a transcript of the gene alp3, whose product is annotated as alkaline phosphatase 3. Gene Ontology annotation, biological process: dephosphorylation. The record is from RefSeq and is a predicted model, not a curated record. The transcript is spliced from 11 exons. Bases 13 to 1635 code for a protein of 540 amino acids. NCBI's taxonomy places the organism in Eukaryota, Metazoa, Chordata, Actinopteri, Istiophoriformes, Xiphiidae. Gene Ontology annotation, molecular function: alkaline phosphatase activity. Gene Ontology annotation, cellular component: plasma membrane.
CUGAACUUGGCCAUGGAGUCGACAAGAGUUGCCAUCCUGGGUCUCUUUCUGCUGGUGGUGUUUGGAUCAUCCAGUGCCAAAGUUGAGGAGGAGAACCCGGAGUUCUGGAGGUCACAGGCGCGGAAGACAUUGCAGUCAGCUUUGGACAGGAAGCUCAACACCAAUAUUGCCAAGAACAUCCUGUUCUUCCUAGGAGAUGGCAUGGGAAUCACAACCUACACAGCAGCUCGUAUCCUCAAGGGACAGCUGCAGAACCAGACAGGAGAGGAGACAGUGAUGACAAUGGACACCUUCCCCAACGUGGGAUUGGUUAAAACCUAUAGCGUGGACUUCCAGAUUCCAGACAGUGCAGCCACAGCCACAGCAUAUCUAUGUGGAGUGAAAACCAACCUGAACACCGUAGGCGUGAGUGCAAAGGCACGCAACGGAGUCUGCAAGACUGAGAAGGGCAACGAGGUCACGUCCAUUCUCAAGUGGGCCAAAGAUGCUGGAAAGUCUGUUGGGAUUGUAACAACCACACGGGUUCAACAUGCUACCCCAGCAGCCAGCUACGCCCACAGUGCCAGCAGGAAGUGGUACAGUGAUGCCGACAUGCCAGAUGCCGCGAAGAAGAACGGUUGCACCGACAUCGCCUCGCAGCUCCUCAGAAACACAGACAUAGAUGUGAUAAUUGGUGGUGGCAGAAAGUACAUGACCCCCAAGGGCACCAAGGACCCAGAAUACCCCAGGGAUUACUCCUCCUGGGGCAUAAGAAAAGACGGACGCAAUCUCAUCAAUGAGUGGCAGAGCUUGAAAACUGGAAAGGUAGCCCACUAUGUGUGGAACAAAACAGAUUUCGAUGCUGUUGACCCUGAAACCACAGACUACCUAAUGGCUCUGUUUGAACCUGGUGAUCUGCACUUCGAGGUGGAGAGGGACCCAAGCAUGGAACCAUCCAUCGUCGAGACCACAGAAAAGGCCAUCCGUAUUCUCCAGAAAAACCCUAGAGGCUUCUUCCUGCUAGUGGAGGGUGGGCGUAUCGACCAGGCUCACCACGCUGGCCGGGCUUACAUGGCCCUCCAUGAGACGGUUGCUUUUGACGAUGCCAUCGCCAAGGGCCUUGAACUGACCAAAGAGUAUGAAACUCUCACUAUAGUGAUGGCUGACCACUCCCACCCUGUUACCUUCAAUGGAUACCCAUUUCGAGGGCAAAGCAUUCUAGGUAAAUCACCCCUGUGGGGCAAAGACAUGCUGCCUUACACCACGCUGAUGUACGGCAAUGGGCCCGGACACAAAAUCACCAAUGGCAAACGCCCUGAUAUUCGCAGUGUUAACACCAAAACUAAAGACUACAUCCAGCUGUCUGCAGUGCCCACAGAGUCGGCCACCCACAGCGGAGAGGAUGUGGCCGUGCUCGCCCGAGGACCCAUGGCUCACCUCUUCCAGGGCGUCCAGGAGCAGAACUACAUCGCCCACGCCAUGGCCUAUGCUGCCUGUGUGGGCGCCGACCUGAGGCACUGCCAGGGGCUAACUGAAGCACCUGUGGGUAACACUAUCUUCACCGAUGAUAAGAACGGACAUGGUGGAGCUCGUGGCUCAGCUGCUCUAGUCAGUAGCCUCCUCAGUGUGCUGCUGGCAUUUACCCUGCUGAUGUAAGAUCCCUUUCCUUGGUGAAUCCUAUUGACCUCAUUCCACUGGCAACAUUAAAGGGAUCAGAGGUCAGCUUGAUAGAGGAGUGGGCAGGGAUUCAGAGACUUGCUGAAGGAAAAUGAGCGGAUGUUUGCCGCUGUGGCUUUUUGAACCAGGGUUUUCCCCAUCUUCCAAAGGUUGAAAAGAAUCAUUACCGCUAGUGUCUAUUCUCCAAUCGAUGAAGGAGAAUGGGCACUAACACUGUAAAAAUAAUAACCUAUUGGAUGUGAAUUCAUCUUGUUUCUGCUUUAGCAGUUUACUGAAUCCCUGUGUUAAACCAAUAAACCUGUCAUUGAAUAAAGAGUUGGUUUUUCACUAUAUUGUUGUCUAUAUAAAACAAUGUAUAUGUAAUGUGUUGCUUUCAACUUUGUAACAAUGCAUUUUUAAGUCAAUCAGAUGGGUUUUUGAAUGGUUUAUUUAGCUGAAGAAAUGGAAGAAAUCAUAAUGGAACUUAUUCCUUCAAUUUAUCUGAAAAGUUCAAAGUUGCCCAAUUGGGAGAUAUAAGAUUUUCUUGGAGAGUGAUGAGUGUAAGCUUCAAAAACAAAUUGACCGAUUCCAAUUUUCUGCAUCAAGUUUCAUGUUGAAACAUCCAUGUUACAGAAUGCUGUUGUCGUCCAAUUCUUAUCUCCCAGCACAUUUAAAGGAAUAACUCUCCAUUUUAGGAAAUAUGCUUAUUGGUUUUCUUGCCAAGAAUUAGACAAGAUGAUUUACACCACACUCAUAUUGGAGUGCAAGUAUGGAGCUAGGACUAGGAGUUUCUGCUUGUUGUAUCUCAUGGUCAUGGAGUUUGCCAAGAAAUAUUUCCGACAUGUUAACGACAACUUGUUGUUUUUACACAUCAAAGAUGAAAACACAAAAUACAACUAAUAAAUCAGUGGAUUUCU